Castor canadensis (American beaver) is the source of this 1430-nucleotide messenger RNA. RefSeq names its product ubiquitin like 7 (gene Ubl7). Gene Ontology annotation, molecular function: polyubiquitin modification-dependent protein binding. Gene Ontology annotation, cellular component: cytosol. The record is from RefSeq and is a predicted model, not a curated record. Lineage: Eukaryota; Metazoa; Chordata; Mammalia; Rodentia; Castoridae. Gene Ontology annotation, biological process: ubiquitin-dependent protein catabolic process.
UCCGGUUUCCGGCGAGAAGGCCAGCGUGAGUGUUUACACCGGCGAUUCUGCGGCCGGGUUCCUUCCGCGGGACGGGUGAGGGCACUGGGUCCCUGGCCGCGCGGGCUCGACGUGGGUCGACUAGAUAACUGGUCCUACGGGAGAGGGAGAAAGAGAGAGCGAGAAAGAGAGAGGAUGUCUCUCUCAGAUUGGCAUCUGGCGGUGAAGCUGGCUGACCAGCCACUUGCCCCAAAGUCUAUUCUUCGAUUGCCAGAGACUGAACUGGGAGAAUAUUCACUAGGGGCCUAUAGUAUUUCAUUUCUUAAGCAGCUAAUUGCUGGCAAACUCCAGGAGUCCGUUCCAGACCCUGAGUUGAUUGAUCUAAUCCACUGUGGCCGGAAGCUAAGAGAUGACCAGACCCUUGACUUCUAUGGCAUUCAGCCUGGGUCCACAGUCCAUGUGCUUCGAAAGUCUUGGCCUGAGCCCGAUCAGAAACCAGAACCUGUGGACAAAGUGGCUGCCCUAAGAGAGUUCCGGGUGCUGCACACUGCCUUGCACAGCAGCUCCUCCUACAGGGAGGCGGUCUUUAAGAUGCUCAGCAAUAAGGAAUCUCUGGAUCAGAUCAUUGUGGCCACCCCAGGCCUCAGCAGUGACCCCAUUGCUCUAGGGGUCCUCCAGGACAAGGAUCUCUUUUCUGUCUUUGCUGAUCCUAACAUGCUGGAUACAUUGGUGCCUGCUCACCCAGCCCUAGUCAAUGCCAUCAUCCUGGUUCUGCACUCAGUAGCAGGCAGCACUCCGAUGCCAGGAGCUGACUCCUCUUCCCGGAGCAUGCCCUCCAGCUCAUACCGGGAUAUGCCAGGUGGCUUCCUGUUUGAAGGGCUUUCAGAUGAUGAGGACGACUUUCACCCAAGCACCCGAUCCACGCCCUCAAGUAGCACACCCAGCUCCCGUCCGGCCUCCCUGGGGUAUAGUGGAGCUGCUGGGCCCCGGCCCAUCACCCAGAGUGAGCUGGCAACUGCCCUGGCCCUGGCCAGCACUCCAGAGAGCAGCUCUCACACGCCUACUCCUGGCACCCAGGGCCAUUCCUCAGGGACCUCACCAAUGUCUUCUGGUGUCCAGUCAGGGACGCCCAUCACCAACGAUCUCUUCAGCCAAGCCCUCCAGCAUGCCCUGCAAGCCUCUGGGCAGCCAGGCCUUCAGAGCCAGUGGCAGCCCCAGCUGCAGCAACUGCGUGACAUGGGCAUCCAGGAUGAUGAGCUGAGCCUGCGGGCCCUGCAAGCUACUGGAGGGGACAUCCAAGCGGCCCUGGAGCUCAUCUUUGCUGGAGGAGCCCCAUGAACUCCCUGCUCCUUCUGAGCAACCACCAAGUUGCAAAGGCUGCUGCUGAUGGGAGGCACUUGUGAAGGUGCCUCCAGCUCUCCCUUCCCCAAUACACCUGAUAGUCAACUCUC